Ylistrum balloti is the source of this 3634-nucleotide messenger RNA. RefSeq names its product branched-chain-amino-acid aminotransferase, cytosolic-like. Gene Ontology annotation, cellular component: mitochondrion. Gene Ontology annotation, molecular function: branched-chain-amino-acid:2-oxoglutarate transaminase activity. The transcript has 11 exons. The record is from RefSeq and is a predicted model, not a curated record. Lineage: Eukaryota; Metazoa; Mollusca; Bivalvia; Pectinida; Pectinidae. Gene Ontology annotation, biological process: L-leucine biosynthetic process; L-valine biosynthetic process. The coding region runs from base 19 to 1254 and encodes 411 amino acids.
UCUCCUAGAACCGAAAACAUGGCGAUAUGGAUUCGCAAGCCCUUUGUUGGUGCCCGUAGUCUCCUCCAGUUCCUCAGACCAGGCCUUGCCUCACAGACCAGCUCAUUCAAGUCUGGACCAUCCUUCAAGCAUGAAGACCUGCAGAUUACCCUUACUACGAACCCAAAGCAAAAGCCAGAUGUGGACAAACUGGUGUUUGGCAGGCAUCACAGUGAUCACAUGCUGACUGUUGAGUGGACUAACGACAAAGGAUGGGGAAAGCCACAUAUCCACCCAGUACAGAACCUCAGCAUCCACCCAGCAGCCAAAGUGUUCCACUAUGCUGUGGAGUUGUUCGAGGGAAUGAAAUCUUACCGUGGACAUGACAAUAAGAUCCGUCUGUUCAGACCAAUGGAGAAUAUGGAGAGGAUGGUACGAUCUGCGGAGAGAGCCUGUCUCCCUACAUUUGAUGGGCGUGAGUUGGUGCAUUGCAUGAAGAAAUUGAUCUCUAUUGAUGAGAGCUGGGUACCCCACUCCACAGAGGUGGCAAAUGCUCUCUACUUGCGACCAACUUUUAUUGGCACAGAGCCCUGCCUUGGAGUAGCCAGGUCCAAAAAUGCCCUGCUUUAUGUACUUACAGGCCCAGUAGGUCCAUAUUAUCCGACAGGACUAAAGCCAGUUAGCCUCAUGGCUGACCCUUCCUAUGCCCGGGCCUGGCCUGGGGGUAGUGGCAUGUUUAAGAUGGGAUCUAACUAUGCCCCAACGAUUGCAGUACAGGACUUGGCUGAGGAGCGAGGCUGUCAGCAGGUCCUGUGGCUGUACGGAGAUAACCACGAAAUGACCGAAGUGGGAACUAUGAAUCUCUUCCUACAUUGGAUUAACAAACAAGGAGAGGAAGAACUUAUCACGGCUCCAUUGAAUGGAAUUAUACUUCCUGGGAUUACACGAAGCAGUCUUCUCCAUUUAGCUAGAGAAUGGAACGAGUUCAAAGUGUCAGAAGGAAUAUACACUAUGGAAGAAAUGAUCGAGGCCCUCAAUGAGAACAGAGUUAUUGAGCUGUUUGGAGCUGGAACAGCUGCUGUUGUGUCCCCUGUCGGAAGAAUUUUAUAUAAAGAUGACUGGAUAUAUCUCCCUGUCGGGGAUGAGAGCUCUCUUACACAGAGAUUUUACAAUGAAUUGACAGAUAUACAGUAUGGUAAAAAACCAAGUGACUGGAUGGAGGAAAUCAAUGAUGUAAAAAACAGCAGUGACUCACGGGUGAACAUGUCGGGGUGAAAGCCAUCAGGCUUGAUUGUACAGCUGUUCCAUCAAGAACAAUCCAGCUGUGAUCGACUGGUGAAUCUCAGACAUUUACUCCAAUAUUGUGUUACCUCAUGUCUUUGUUUUUAUCUGUGGAAUCUCAAUAGUGUAAGUUGGUGCUUUCGAGGAAUAGUUUAUAGGACUUUUGGUUAAAGAUUCUCUCUAUUUGGGGAUCAUCUUAUGUCUUUGUAUACAGGUAAAUGGUUUAAAAUUUGGAAACUUUAAGAUAUUAAAUUACCUGGAUAUCAUGGUUCAGUACAAUAAGAACUUAAAUUCUAAUUUAAACUUAGAGGCAACUAGGGUGAAGUUAAUGCUCAACCUAAAAAAUAGUACCUAAAGACUAACAUACAUCUAUUCUUUCUAUGUGUACUUCUAAAUCAUGUUUGACAACGUUUCUGUGAAAUUUUGUUUUCUCGCUUCAUUUCUUUACAAUAAAAACAUUGAAAAAUCAAAAAAAAAAAAAAAAAAUAACAAAGUUUAACAAGUCCUUUCCUAUUCUGUUCACUUGUAUCCUGAAAAUGGAGAAAAAUACUGUAAUCUUUGAAAUCUUUUGGAACUUUGGACAGUAAACAACUACUAUUGAAUCAAAAUUUGCUGAUAAUUCACAAUUUAAGUUCAUUUUAUUAGUAAUGAGUUAUUUGGCAAUAGAAGUGUGUAUUCUAAGUCGUGAAAAUUUUCUUUGUUUUGAAAGAUAUGCCAGUUAAUUGAAAUUUUCUCUUAUUUGAAAGAGGUUCAAUGUACAUCCAGUGCUGAUAAGUAAAUUUCUUAAUGGGCAAAAACUUUAUAUCAAGACAAAUACCUACUGGUAGGUAGAGAUGUUAUGGUUUUACCGGAGGCCCUGCUAGAUGUACCAUUUUAGUAUCAUCUUGGCUAAAACACUAAAACACCAGUCUGUACUAAUUUUGCUUAGUGUAUUGGAUAAAACCUGAUUUAUGAUAAUUUUGUAACCAUUAACGGGUAUUUUUUGUUCGUUAAGGUAUCAAGUCUUUUUCAAUAAUCCUUAUUUAUGGCUUUUGUUUAUGUUGAUAGUACAUUAACCUAAUUGUUCAAAUAGAUUUCUGAGAAUCUCGUCUAAUAGACAGAAUUGUUUUGUAUUUUUAAGUUGUUACAUUUUUGUUUUUUUUUUGUAUCGAGUGAUAUUUAUUUCAAGGGUUUACAUUUCAUGCGUAAAUAUACACAUGACUUACUUUGUAGUGAAAUUAUUAUAAACAUAAUGUGUGGCUAUCUUAAUAAAAUGUAUAUGACAUGAUAUAUUUGCAUAUGAUCUAAGUAUUUUUCAAUAAGUGCUUGAGAUAUAGGCAAAUUGUCCUUUUGAUAUAAAACUGUUUUUUUUCCCAAAACAAAAUUGUGCUAAUAAGGCAAUGGCUCUGUUCAUCAAAUGAAAAUAACUUAUCAUAACCUUUGUCUUAUAUCCCUUUACGGAAUUGUUAUUUGUGUAUUUUAUGCAUUGCUAUAAUGUAUUGUAAUAUUCGUUGAAAUGUUGAAAUCAAAGGGAGGUAAUCUGUUACUCAUUCUGUGUAUACAGGUGACAGGACUUCUCUAAUAGAAUCUUUCCCUAGCUGGAGGAUAGAACAGAGAAAUCUCUACCCGGGGAGGAGAUUCAUGACUGCCUAACCCCAGGCUUUGUCGAGAGACUGUUAGGAAUCUCCUCUGAGGGUAGAGGUUUCUCAAGUCCACCCUCUAACUAUGGAAUGAUCCUUUAUCUAUCCCUUAUCUCCAACAUGUUAGAACAAGACAAAUAUAUAUGCUGACAAAUAUGGAAACAUCACCAGGCAAAUAACAACUUUUGUUUUUGACUGAUUUUUAAAUGAAUUAAUAUCAAAUUAUCUUAAACUAUCGAUACCAAUCAGUCUCGUCUCAAAUUUACAACUUCCCUUUCAGCACAUAUUUAUGUCCAGUGCUGCUGGCUGUCUUUCUCCAGCAGGGUAGAGAUAUCUUACCCUCACUGGCAUUGUGAAUCUUUCUUUCCAGUGGGGUAGAAAUGAAUGAUCUGUAGAUAUGUUAUUUCUUGUUACUUAUAACACAUAUAUACAGACCAUGGGGUUGGGAUUGUUCCAAGUUCCUUUGAUACAGGCCAGAUUUAAAACAAUAGUCAUAACAUUGUGUCUUAAGAUCAUUGUUUCUUGUUGGCGUGUUAAUUAAAUCAAUUUUAUGUAUGUAAUUAAUGAAAACUCACUAAGGUGCAUUUAUUGUUUUUUUUAAUCUGAAGGACUUCUAUGUUUUGUUGGAGUAUUAAGUUUGAAACAUCCAUUUGUGCUUUAUAUAUCAAAGAAUUCAGAAAAUGUUCGAUUAACUUGUGUUAAAUGUUCAUUCUAAGGGAUGAAGAAUGACUCGCCAAAUGUUUUUUUGGAAUACU